CGAACUGAUCCUGUGACAUCGAACACACCUUCUCAACCGCGAUUCGUGAGUAUUCGUUAUCCCGGUGAUAUCCGCUCCAACGCUCGAGCCUUGGAUUAUAAUCUGCAUUUAUCGGUUCGACAAAAACUGCAACGGUAUAAUGAUGACGCUGAAGGUUCUCGUCCUGCUAACGACUUCAAUGACGAUUCAAGCCGCUCCUCUUGCCAGCAUACACGUCAAAUUUGUGUCCCCACCUCACAGCUAUGAACACGGACUCACGACUCAUGCAGGUAACACGGUGGCGCAAAAGUCCUUUCUCUCGGUAGGACGGAGAAAUGGCGAACGAAGUUCAAGGCAAUUCGGAGUAAGAACGACGCCUUUGGAGGAAGUCCAGCAGUUCGAUCGAGCCUCUUCUCCGGAGAGAUCCUUGCGCGAAAGAACGAUAUCACCGGGAAAUGCCGAAGCUCUUUGGCCCAUCGGCGUUUUCUUGCCACCGAUCGACAUCAACGACUUGGGAUACAGCUCUCAGGAUCACGUAACUCCGGAUUUUUCCAACGGGCUUGAUCAUCCGGAUCCUCUGCUUCUGACAGGAGAGGAAGCGAUGUUGGCUGUGAAGUACAUUUACGGCCGAGGAGAGCUUUUUUAUGAUGAUUAUCCUCACGCGCGAGCCUUGCUCAGAAAUCAGGAAGAACGAAGGAUCAACGGAUUGCACGGUCACGUCCUCAGCAGCCUGAGGCCAGAAUCCCCGUUUUACAGAAAAGGAAUGAAACGUGGACAUUGAUUAUAUUAAACGAACAACGACGGACGUGAGAAAUCAUUUCUCGUGUCUUAUAUUACAAUGCUCCAGCAUUCAUCUCGACCAAAUUUUCACUAUUUCGUACUUAACCGUCUUCGAUUUUAUUUUAACAAUAAAUUGUUUUUGCACAAAUUUUCCCAGCCUGGUAGAUCCGUAAUAUAAUAUAAUAUACAUAUACGAUACAUGUUUGGACGUCCCGUUAUAAAAUCGUCGGGUACUUCUCGAGUACUUUGUAUUAUAUAUAUGAUAUACAAAUUGGAGGACACAAACGAAUGAGUAUUAUAAGUAUAAUUAUCGAAUACAUUAUAGACUUAUUCAUUGUAUAAAAUUAACAAUUCAUUGGAAAUACGACAAUAUUUUUUAACAUUAAUAUACACAGUUCAUUAUUUAUAAAUGCUAUAAACUAUACUGAUUAGAAUACACAUAAUUUGUGUAUAUGGGUAUACACACAAUGCAUGUAUAGUUUUCGCAAUACGGUAUAUAUGUAGGUAUUUAUAUUCAAACGGAGCAUACUACAUAUUUAUGCUGCCAAAAUUAUAUAAUCAUGUAGCCAAUUAAACAUUAUACAUUUUCUUUACCAUACGGGAAUUGAUUCUCUUCUAACGUGAUCCAAGCGAUAGGAAAUUUUACCGCCAUAAAUUAUCGAGUAUUUUUCAUCACCAAACCGAUCACCUCAUAUUAUAAAACAUGUAACGUUUGGAUAAGCGGUCACUUUUAUCACCCUGCAGCAGUUCGAAAGUCCCAAUUAAAAGUACUUCUUUUCUGUGGCUGUAGCACUUCGUUAUACAUUAUUACAUGGUCACGAUUAUCUUGGAGCGUAUGAUCAUAAAAUAAACCACCUUCCCACAAAACCAAUUACGAUUAGCACGGUAAUGCUGGGCAAAAUUGUUCUCGUUGAGGCAUUGCAAAGA
Neodiprion fabricii is the source of this 1686-nucleotide messenger RNA. RefSeq lists its product as uncharacterized. The transcript is spliced from 5 exons. Bases 140 to 760 code for a protein of 206 amino acids. Lineage: Eukaryota; Metazoa; Arthropoda; Insecta; Hymenoptera; Diprionidae. The record is from RefSeq and is a predicted model, not a curated record.